Athalia rosae (coleseed sawfly) is the source of this 6141-nucleotide messenger RNA. It is a transcript of the gene shg, whose product is annotated as DE-cadherin. Gene Ontology annotation, biological process: cell morphogenesis; multicellular organism development; homophilic cell-cell adhesion. Gene Ontology annotation, molecular function: cadherin binding; calcium ion binding. The record is from RefSeq and is a predicted model, not a curated record. Gene Ontology annotation, cellular component: catenin complex; plasma membrane; adherens junction. The transcript has 11 exons. NCBI's taxonomy places the organism in Eukaryota, Metazoa, Arthropoda, Insecta, Hymenoptera, Athaliidae. Bases 410 to 5038 code for a protein of 1542 amino acids.
GACGACGACCGUAGAGUCGAACGAGCGAGCGAAGCCGUGCGGCACCCGUCAGUAGAGACUUCUCACUUCAGUCAGUGAGUCAAGUCUGCUUGGUGAGUGUCCGUCGUUGGAAGAGCGUACGACAGGGUGGUAGUAGAUCGAGUAUCGCAUAGGUCGGUGUUAACUGAGUGUAUGGUAAACGUUCCAUCGAAUUUUUCAUCGGUAAAAAAUCAGGGGCAUCAUUAUGCCGGCCCGUAGCCGUAGAGCAGCUUUUAGGAGCGUCGCGAUAUCAUAGCAAACGAGUAAACAAGUGGAAGGUAUCGAAGUAAAGUUCGAAUCCGAGUGAAGAUCCGAGUGCGACGAAGAGCGGAAAAAAUCUAUUCGAAAUAGCUGCCCCGCUAUCGAGAAGAUAAGGAUAAGUAGUUGUGCGAUGUGCGUCGAGACGAUGACGGGGUGUGUGAGACUAAACAGUGAAAGAGUAAAAAUGCAACGACACGAAGACGAAGAAGAAGAAGAGGAGCAGUGGCGGCAGCAACGGCAACGACGACACCGAGAACCUCUGCAACAUGGGGCCCGAUACACUCGGAUAGCAUCGUCGUCGGCUACGAUGUCCGUCGUACGGGCGAGGCCCCUCGUGCUCGUAUUGUUAGUGUUCCUCUGUGGAACUUUAGGUAACGCCCUUAAAUUGAGACAUUCGAGACACCUGGACCCCAGAGCACCCUAUCUCAGCGAGGAGGAGCUUAUGAGACAGUACGACAACCAUAAUCACAAGCCGGUAUUUUCGAAUUGUUCGAAUUACGCACCUGUCGUCAAAGAGGAAGAACCCGCCGGGACAAAGGUUAUACAGGUUCAUGCAGAGGACAGGGAUCCCCUCGAUUCCGGAGGUACGAUUACCUACAGUUUCUUAACGGCACCUGGUGAAAAAUUAAAAUUCGAUAUCAAUAACAUCACCGGUGAGAUAAUAACUACUCAGAUAUUGGAUAGAGAUGAACCGGCGCGAGAAAAAGAAGCUUACCUUACCAUAUUGGCUACCGACAACGGCAGACCCCAGCUCGAUGACGUCUGCACGUUUAAAGUCACAAUUACAGAUGUCAAUGACAAUUCACCUGUGUUUGAUAAAGUGGCAUACACGGAGUCCGUACCACAAGAUCUACCCCUUGGAAGAGAAGUGAUGAGAGUUUCUGCCACAGACAUAGACGAUGGAAACAAUUCUGUCGUUCAAUAUAAUUUGUCUUCUAAAAUACCAGAAGAUGACGUUUAUUUCAGAAUCGACAGGAGAACCGGUGUUAUAUUUCUCAAUAAAACAAUAGAUAGAGAACCCGAUUACAAAUUUAGCCUUACUGCAACGGCUAAAGAUCAGGGUGAAUUUCCAAGGCCUAGUACAAUAGACUUGGACAUAAAGGUGGUAGAAUCUCACAAGAAAGCACCUGCCUUUUUAGACAGAUCUCUGGAACCGCUUCGAUUAAAAGAAAACUACAGCGAUUUCGACGCGAGUCUUGUCAGAUUACAAGCUGUCUCAAAUAUCGAUGGAAAUCCAGGUGUAGUCUUUGAAUUAGUCACCGGCAGAACCGAACAAACUAACAAGGGAAAUACAUUCAGAUUGGAAUCAAGCAAGGAUAUCGCUGAUAUUAAACUGGCUAAACAUCUCGACUAUGAGAGUAAUACAGAAUAUACUCUCAUUGUUCGUGUACUGAAUAAAUAUCAAUUGGCUGCUGAGACUGUAAUCAAUAUCGAAGUUCUCGAUGUCAACGACAACAUUCCGGUAUUUCGUGAGAUAGAGAAAGGCAGCGUCUUGGAAAACGAACCCCCUGGAGUUCCAGUCAUGCAAGUCCGAGCCAUCGACGCUGACGGUACCUCCGCUCACAAUCAGGUCACCUACGAACUGGAUAGUUGGAGGACGCAUUUCGCUAUUGAUAAACAUACAGGAAAUAUAACAACUCUGAGAACUUUCGACAGAGAGGUCGAAGACACCUACAACGUGAAGGUCAUCGCGGUAGACAAUUCCCCGAGCGCGUUGUUUAAAACCGGCGAACACAAUAAAGGUCAACAGGUGUUCCGAAUCGGAGUCGCUGACAAAAAUGACAACGCUCCGCACUUUACCCAACAGGUUUACACGGCGAAUUCUGUUGCGGAAGAUGCGAAUAUCAACGCACUUGUGACUGAAGUAAAAGCUGUGGAUUCUGAUACCGCUAGUCCUGUUACUUACAGUAUAAUAGGUGGAAAUACCAGAGACAGUUUUGACAUUGAACCUAGUACGGGAAAAAUCAGAGUCAAGUCUGAACUCGACUACGAAACUAUCACGGAAUAUAAUUUGACCGUUCGCGCUUUUGACGGUCUAUACAAUGACACGGCCCAGGUCAUAAUUUUCAUUGACAAUGUCAACGAUAAUCCGCCGGUUUUCAAUGAAUUUAACAGGAAUCCUACAAUCGAAGAGGAGAGUUUAGUUAAAGGAUGCAUAACGACAGUUUCCGCAUAUGAUCCCGAUAUCAAGGACAGAAACGAGGAUCAGCAUAUCGCUUAUUUUAUAGUUAAAGAGGAACAAAAACCUCUACUAGGGAUCGAUAAAACGGGUUGCUUGACUCUGAAAAAGCCGCUUGAUCGAGAUCCACCUGAAGGGUAUCCAAUUUGGUUGGUAAUUGUCAUGGCGAGAGACGAAGACGGCGGACCUACAGGUCUGCGAAAAACGGUUUUGGUAAAUAUUACUUUGAUAGACAUAAAUGACAACGCGCCAUUCUUGGACAUGCCGUAUCCCGUUGUUUGGUACGAAAACCAACCGCCGGGUAAAAUAACAAAGUUGACGGCAAAAGAUUGGGAUUCGGAUGAGAAUGGACCACCGUUUACUUUCAAAAUCAGCGCGAACGCGGAUGAGGAAAUCAAAUCCAAAUUCUCCAUAGACGGAUCUGAUCUUUACGCUCAAGUAACUUUCGAUAGGGAAACAAAAAAAUCUUAUCAAAUACCGAUAGCUAUCACUGACAGAGGCGUUCCGCCAAUGACGGAUAUAUCCAUACUGACUGUCAUUAUUGGAGAUCGCAACGAUAACGCAAUGGAAGAAGGUUCAAGUUCUAUAUUCGUAUACAAUUACAAAGGGAACGCGCCGGAUACGGAAAUCGGAAGAGUCUACGUCAACGAUCCAGACGAUUGGGAUUUGCCUGAUAAACAUUUUGCAUGGGCUUCAACUGAAGAAAGUUUUCGCCUCAACCCGAGCACUGGAAUGAUCACGAUGCUGGAAGGUACGCCAAACGAUACUUUUGUCCUGAAGUUUGUCGUGACUGAGCAGAGCGCCUUGGUUCCUCGGCAUCAAGUCAACGCCUACGUAAAUGUGACCGUCAAAGAAAUACCCGAAGAAGCCGUUAUGAAAUCGGGGUCCGUUCGAUUUUCUGGCAUUAGUGCAGAGGAGUUCGUUGCACCCGGGGAUUCGGGUGUUAGCAAAAAAGAAAUGUUCCAGGUUCAAUUGGCAGCAAUGUUGAACACCGCUGUAGAAAACGUCGACGUAUUCACGGUCUUACAUUCGCCACAUCACAACAACAUGAGUCUGUUGGAUGUCAGAUUUUCAGCGCAUGGCAGUCCCUAUUAUGCACCAGAAAAAUUGAACACGAUUACUUCUCAGCAUAUUGACGAAAUAAAACAGGAAUUAGACGCUGAUAUUUUACUGGUCAAUAUUGACGAAUGUUUGUUCGAAAGAGUUCACUGCAAUAACUCGUGCAGAAGCUAUCUGAACGCGAGUUCCGUUCCCUACGCUGUUUAUACAAAUACUACGUCUUUCGUUGGAGUCAGAGCAGUAGUCGAUCCUCAAUGUACUUGUCACGUUGCCGAACCCAUCGUUUGUUUGAACGGUGGAACACCGUUGGCGGAAAGGUGUGAGUGUCCACCAGGUCUUGAGGGUCCGAGAUGCGAACUAUUGGGAAUCGGUUUUCACGGUGAUGGAUGGGCUAUCAUGCCACCUCCAGGUCAAGCUUGCGAUGACUCACAUUUAGGAUUGGAAAUAAUACCCCAGGUUGAGAAUGGGCUAGUCUUUUACUUCGGACCAAUGAGCUACAAUCCUAAUUUGGGAAUCCAAGAUUUUAUGGCGUUAGAAUUGCAAGACGGAUAUGCAGUAUUGUUUGUUGACUAUGGUACUGGUACAAUAAGAUUGGAUCAGAAGCAAAUAAAAUUGACAGAUGGAAAGAGCCACAGAAUCGAUGUUUUAUGGACAAAGACUGCGAUAGAAAUGAAAGUUGACAACUGCCAGAUGUCCGCAUGUAUGAGCUUGACGGCUCCGCAAGGACCCAAUGAAUUUCUCAACGUUAAUAGUCCCUUACAAAUUGGCGGCGCACUCACAAAUCUUCCCCAUCUAGCUAAUGCUUUACAUUGGGAUCAUAAGCCGACUGACAAGGGAUUCGCCGGAUGUAUACGUAACAUGACUAUCAAUGGAAAUACUUACAACUUGGGAAUGCCAGCCUUAUCCCACAAUGCAGAUCCCAGUUGUGAUCAUGGUAUGGCUAAAGCGGUAUCGUUUGGAAUAGACACAAACUUUUUGGUGGCUAUUCUAGUUUGUGUAGCGAUAUUACUGAUCUUGUUGCUGGCCGUGGUGGUACACAGAAGAAAAACAGACGACUUGUAUAAAGAUAUGGACGACAUUAGAGAAAAUAUCAUUAACUACGAAGAUGAAGGUGGUGGCGAGGUUGAUACAGGAUAUGACUUGAAUGUCCUUAGAGCCAUGUACGACGCGCCACCCAUAGACUCGAAAAUGGCGCCUGUUGGACUGGAAGGAAGAGCUCCAGAUACGGCAGAUGAAGUACCAGAUAUUUGUGGGUUCUUAGAUGGUAAAAAAGAAAGUUGCGAUAAGGAUCCUGAGACGAAUGCGUUCGACGAUGUGAGACAUUACGCGUACGAAGGCAAGGGUAAUUCAGAAGGAUCUCUGUCGUCUCUCGCUUCAUGUACCGACGACGGCGACUUGAAGUUCAAUCAUUUGUCGAACUUUGGCCAAAAGUUUUGGAAAUUGGCUGAUAUGUACGGUGAGGAGCCAAGUGAUGAAGAUAGUGAUGGCGUUGGGGAACGCGAGAGCGAGAGCUGGUGUUAAUUUAAAAAGACUUUCAGAACUGUGAGUAGUUCUUAGAUUUCCCUGAUAUAGACAUUUCCUGAAAGAACAUUUAUAUUAAAGUUGAAACAAAAAAUGAUAAUCAAAUUGAAAAAAAAAAAAACGAAAUAUAAAACGCCGCAUUACAAUACUGUACUUAAAAGCUUAGGCGAAAUAUUGUGGCUUAACGGAAAAACGAUUUCGGUUUGUAUUCAGUUUCAUAACUUGAUGCAACACCAAAGAACUGUAGUAAUUUCUAACAAAUGUUAACACGAAAAAGACUUGAGAAUGAAAUAUCAUUCCGCAGAGUGCUGAUAUGAAUACAUUAUUCCAUAUAGCGCACUGGGCCCGGACUCGGUGUUAAAUUUAAUCAACUAGUAUUUAUUUUGAAUCAAUCUAAUGACUCGAAUCUUGGAACGUUCCGAUGGACUUUGGAAUGUUUCAAGAUUGCAUAAAGGUGAUACGAAAAUUCACAACCCCUCGAUGACUUAGACAUGUGCGAAAUAUCACUAUUAUUAUUUUAAUAUGCCUGAAUCAUCUAAGUUAAUAGAACGUAUCAUCUAAUUGUCGACUAUUGAGAGAUAAAAUCAUUUAAAGUGAAUACGAAUGACUUAAUUAUUUGAAAAUAAUCUCGUAUCAGUACAGACCCUAUUUGUAUGGUGAUAAAUAGCGUCAUGUAAUAUAUUAUAUUUAUAUAUAUAGUAUGAUAUAAAAAUUGCUGAGAGGAAAAACAGAAAGAUAAAAAGAGAAUUAAAUAUCAACUACGAGCAAUUAUUGCAAGCAAAAAAUAGCUGUGGAAAAUUCAAAAUAUUUUUUAUUUGUUUAUUCAUUAAUGAUUAGCAGGUGUGAGAUUAAAAAUGAAACGAAGAGCUAUUACAUAUUUUGUUAAUAUUUUUUUAACAUUGCCUAAUAGCAACGAAUGCUAUCAGACUGACUUAGAACUCGCUGGCUUUGGGAACAUGCAGAUAAGGUAUUUUGAAAAAGUAUUUCCAUUCGUCCAGGAUGCAGAAAUCGUUGUUGGGGUAUAACUUUUUAAAGAAAUGUUACAAGUAUUUUAGAUUCUUCAGUAUCGUCUUAAUUACGUUUCACAUUUUUUGUUACAAUUA